Molecule: messenger RNA, 5797 nt
Organism: Hypomesus transpacificus
Lineage: Eukaryota; Metazoa; Chordata; Actinopteri; Osmeriformes; Osmeridae
Gene: apaf1
Product: apoptotic peptidase activating factor 1
Exons: 27
Coding region: 278-4180 (1300 amino acids)
Biological process (GO): apoptotic signaling pathway; regulation of apoptotic process
Cellular component (GO): apoptosome
Molecular function (GO): ADP binding; protein binding
Source: RefSeq, a predicted model, not a curated record
GUCUCAAACCGGGAGAGUUGUUUUUGUUGUCAGGAAGCCCCUUAUUUCAGCAAGAUAAAGGAAGUUUUGUAGAUUGAAGGACAACAAUUCCUAUUCGUUUCGAAAACAAUUGUCACUCUACUAACCGGCUUUGCUACCUAAACAAGGGUUUGGACUGGAAAAAAAUACACUCCGUGACACAACCAGACAGCAACCCAUAAUUCACCAACCCAUCAUUCACCACCCCAGACCCGCCUUUUUGUGACGGGUUGUAUGAUUGAUCCGACCUCUUGCCGUCAUGGCGAUGGAUGAAAGCGCGCGGAGCUGUCUGCUACGUUCACGCUCCACUCUGGAGCAGGACAUCAAGGCCACCUACUUGAUGGAUCACAUGAUCAGUGAUGGCGUGUUGACUGGAGAUGAGGAGGAUAUCAUCAGAAGCAAGCCCACCAGAAAGGAGCAGGCUGUAUAUUUGUUGGAGCUGCUUUUGAGGAAGGAUAACCGCACCUACAUCUCUUUCUACAAUGCCCUGGUCAGGGAGAGCUAUGGAGAUCUGGCCGGUCUGCUACACAACAGUCUACCCCUCAUCUCCCCUGAGGCCGAAAAGAGCUUCUCUGAUGGGGGGACACCUCAUGUCCAGACAGUUCUGAGCGAGGGCGGGGUGCCCCAGAGGCCUGUAGUGUUUGUAGUCCGGCAGGAGCUGGUGAACCAGGUGAAGGAGAAGCUCUGGCGCCUCAACAAAGAGUCUGGGUGGGUCACAGUAUAUGGCAUGGCCGGAUCUGGCAAGUCUGUCCUGGCUGCUGAGGCCGUCCGUGACCACGCUCUCAUCACCGAGUGUUUUCCCGGAGGGGUCCACUGGUUGUCCAUCGGCCAGCUGGACCGAGCGGACCUCCUGGUGCGCAUGCAAUCUCUGUGUUUCCGUUUGGAGCAGGACCUCCAGUCGGUUUCGCGUGCCCCCAGCUCUCUGGACGAGGCCAAGGAGCGCCUUCGCUUCCUCAUGCUCCGCCGGUACCCUCGGACUCUGCUGAUACUUGAUGACAUCUGGGACCCUUUGGUCCUCAAGGCUUUUGACAUACAAUGUCGGGUGCUUCUGACCACUCGAGACAGAAGCCUAGCCGACUCCGUCAGUGGUGGCAGGCAUGAGGUGCAAGUAGAGAGUGGUCUUGAUGAAGACAAAGCCUUGGAGAUCCUGUCCCUCUAUGUCAACAACAAAGUCCAGCGACUGCCAGAACAGGCCCGCAGCAUCGUCCGAGAGUGCAAAGGUUCUCCCCUGGUGGUGUCCCUGAUCGGCGCACUGCUGAGGGAGUUCCCCGACCGCUGGGUCUACUACCUGCGGCAGCUGCAGCAGAAGCAGUUCAAGCGCAUCAGGAAGUCAUCCUCCUACGACUAUGAUGCCCUGGAUCAGGCCAUGGCCGCCAGCAUCCAGGUGCUGCCAGAAGAACACAGCACGCUCUACAAGGACCUCACCGUCCUUGAGAAGGACGUCAAAGUGCCUGCCAAGGUUCUGUCGAUUAUGUGGGGCCUGGAAACAGAGGAGGCAGAGGAUGUGCUGCAGGAGUUUGUGAACAAAUCCCUCCUGUUCCGAGAUUGUCACCACCGGCCCUACCGCUACUACCUCCAUGACCUCCAGCUGGACUUCCUGGCUGAACAAAACCGUUCUCAGAUAGAAAACCUUCACUCCAAGGUGGUGCGUCAAUACCAGCAGUAUUACAAGCAGUCUCCUCCCACCUCAGAAGAUGAGUGUUCCUAUUGGUUCCGAUUCCUCCCGUACCACAUGGCCAAAGCUAACCUCACGCAGGAGCUGUACUCUCUCAUGUUCUCCUUGGACUGGGUCAGAACUAAGGCUUGCAACAUGGGCCCUGCCCACCUCAUCAAUGACUAUGUGGAGUACGGAGACAUACUGGACAAGGAGAGCAGCGAGGUGCGCAGCCAGUUCCAAGAGUUCCUGUCCCUGAACGGCCACCAGCUGGAACAGCGACCAUUCCCUGAUGUGGUGCAGCUGGCGCUGUCCCAGCCAGACUCCUCCGAGGUGUACAAGCAGGCCCUGCUGCAGGCACAAGAGGGGGCCAGCAGGGGGAGACUCUACUUCGACUGGCAGAACAAGAGCAGCCUGGAGAGUCUGUCUCGUCUCAUAGUCCAGCCUCACCAGGGCUCCCUCUACCAUGCCUGCUUCUCUCACGAUGGUGCCAAGAUAGCCUCCUGUGGUGCUAGCUCCAAACUGCGGGUGUUCAAGAGCAACACCGGGGAGAAGCUACUGGAGUUCCAGGCCCAUGACGACGACAUCAUGUGCUGUGCCUUCUCCCCUGAUGACCGCCUUCUAGCAACCUGCUCCAGUGACAGGAAAGUCAAGGUGUGGAACGUGGAGCGUGGGACUCUGAUGAGGGUGUUUGAGGACGAGCACGAGGAGCAGGUCAACCACUGUCAGUUCACCAACACACCACGCCGCCUCCUACUGGCCACCUGCUCCAACGACAAGUUCAUGAACACCAAGUUGUGGAACCUCAAUAAGCCCUCCUCCCAGAACACCAUGUUCGGUCACCUGGAGCCUGUCAAUCACUGCUGCUUCUCCCCCAACGACACCUACCUGUCCACAUCGUCCAGCGACGGCACGCUCAAGCUGUGGGAGGUGUCCUCAGCCAACGAAUGGAAAAGUAUCGACGUCCAGGGUUUGUUCCCCGAGCAGAGCGAUGGAGAGCAGGCUGAGGUCGUCGUCAAGUGCAGCUCCUGGUCGGCCAACGGCGAACGCAUCAUAUGCGCUGCCAAGAACACCGUCUUUGUGUUUGAGGUGCAGACGGCGGCCAUGUUGUUGGAGAUCCGGGCCAGUCGUCUGAGCACGGUCCAGUACUGCCAUGCCUGUCCCAGCAGCAACCUAGUGGCCAUAGCGCUGUCACACUAUACCGUGGAGCUAUGGGACAUUGAAAGUAACAGGAAGAUGGCUGACUGUAGUGGUCAUCUGAGUUGGGUCCACUGUGUCCAGUUCUCUCCUGAAGGAUCUCGACUACUCUCCUGUUCGGAUGACCAAACAUUCAGGCUCUGGGAGACUGCCAAAGUGCACACCACCUCGGCUGUGUGCCUGAAGAGGGACUCUGACGUCCUGUUCAGCGACGGCGACAUCUCCGUAGCGGCCGCCGACAACCGCAACAGACUGCAGGUGCGGAAUGGCCAAACAGGAGUGGUGCUGUUUCAGUCGGAGGAGCAGGAGUCUCGUAUUCGCUGUACCUGCUUAUGCAGUCAGUCCUCUGCUGUGGCACUGGGACGAGAGGAUGGCAAUGUCCAGGCAGGGAUGACGGCUAGGCAGGUACUGAGGACCAUUGGCUGGAGGACUCUACAACUGUUGACCCCUCACAGGGGACUAGUGCUGGCGCUAGGGUUAGAGACAGGCAGGAUUCAGGUGGUGGAGCUUCCGUCGGGCGCCCUCUUGGCCAGUCUGCCGGGCCACACCAAGACCGUGCUGCACUGCCAGUUCUCCCGAGACGGAAACACGCUCAUCUCCUCCUCCGAGGACGGCACCAUACGGGUACAGGCCUCAUUCUCUCUCUUUCUCUUCCCUCCUUUCUGUCAUCGCUCGCUCACUCGACAAGCACGUGUGUUGGCUUUUGGUCCAUCUAUUACUACACAAUGCCUCAGUUUUUACACUGGAACCUACAUGUACGCCAGGGUGUGGGACAUUGAAACAGGCGAGAAGCUGCGUGACGUCGCGUGCCACGGGGGCGCCGUCCUGGCCUGCGACGUGUCCCAAGACGGACGCCUUUUUGUCACGACCUCCGCCGACAAGACCGCCAAGGUGUGGAGCUGUGCAUCAUGGGAUUGCAUGCACCUGCUGACUGGCCACCAGGACUGCGUCCGCAGCUGCCGGUUCUCCUGGGACGGCCGGCGCCUCGCCACGGGAGACGAUGACGGCGAGAUACGGCUCUGGAACGUGACGAACGGCUCCUUGCUGAAGAUCUGUUCCGCCGUCAACAAGGACGCCAUGGACUCUCUCCACGGCGGCUGGGUGACGGACCUGCACUUCUCCCCCGACGACGCCGUGUUGGUGUCCACCGGGGGGUACGUUAAGUGGUGGGAUGUGGAGAAGGGGGAGGCCCUACAGACCUUCUACCCCACAGGAGCCAAUCUGAAGAGGAUCCAUGUGUCACCUGACUUCUCUACCUUUGUAACCAUUGACAACAUCGGAAUCCUCUACAUUCUGAAGAAGGUGGAGUGAGGAAGCAAAAUGGCUUCCUUUGAACUUUCCUCUUUCUGUAGCAAUAUAAAUCAUUCUAAUCAACAGUGAUUGGCCACAACCACCAUUUUGCCUUUACGUGGCCUGUAUUGGUUGAAUGAAAAGGGGAGGAGACAAGGGCUGGUGGUGUUGCCUUGAUUAGAACUUGCUAUUUGAAAUCCUUUCAUAUACUCAGUAUGAAACAGCCAGGAGGGUGUUUUUUUCAAUAUGGAUGGAAACAGCUUUAGUUAGCAUCAAUCCAGACAAUAACAAUCCAGCACAGAUAAGUAUCUGUAUUUCCCAGUAAAUGUCAGGUCUGUGUUGGAUGCCUGAAUUGAACAGAUAAGAAGGGGUGUUUCCUAAAUCAGAAGCACUUCCUGUGAAAAAGCCCUUAAUCCAAAUGCUACACGCCUUGCAAAGACUUUCAAUAGUCACAUACUGGCAUGUUAUUAGGGUUCUAAUGAGACACUGCUCAUAGUACAUAUGCUGGCACUACUGAUUGAAAAUGCAUUUGAUUCUUACUGCACUGGGGUUAAUGUUAUUGCAUGUGAUUUUCAACAAUAUUUCAAUCAAAACUUGUCUGUUAUUUUGUCAGUGAGCUCAUAAGGAUGCCUUAUGUUAUCAUUUAUUUAUUGUGAGAAAAUGUGAAUGUACCCAAUGCUUCACUUUGCUGUGUAAAUCGAGUCUCGAUUCAUAUAUUGUGGAUUUUGUACAAUUUCUGUCUUUUUUUUUUUUUUAUCUUAAAGAGAACAAUCUUUAGCCUGUGGUGGUGUGUGCAUAACAUUUAGACUUUGGUGGCCUUAAGGUGAAUGUGGCAGAGAAAUUGGGUGCAUAUCUACAAACGGUAGGGGUACAAAGGAAUGGUAGGGCUACAAAGGGCUGGUAGGGCUACAAAGGGUGCAAAUAUUUAGACCAGUUGGUGCUUCUGACUCACAUCAGGGAACCCUCCAAUAUUUAAUUAAUAUGGUGGCAGUAACUAAGUAAUAAAAAUGACACUAUAUUAAUUUGUGCAAUAUUUUACAAAACCUUUGAAUAAGGCCUAUUUUGAGAUAAUUAGUGACACAAUACAAAUAGUCUGUUAUUUCUGAGGGCCGAAAUAGUUUCAUAUACCAAUCCUCACAAUUGAGCCAAGUACGUUUUGGGGAUAUACCACUCUUUAAUAUAUGUUUACAUGUUUUUUGGGGGGGGAAGUAACACCUGCUGAACUAGCAGUUUUUCUAAUUCCAAUACAUUGAAAACACACACAUCCUCUCAUCCGUCAUCUGCCCUCCUUCAGGUAAUGACUAAUUACCUAUUUACUAAUAACUACUCAUUAUGAAUGAGUGAAAGUUUUUUGUUCCGUUACAUAUAGCUUCAUCACCUGCCAUUUCUGGAAGAAAGCAAGGUAAUGCAAUGUCCUUUUGGGAUGAAUCUGUGAUGUCAGAAGGAGUUCUUUCCUAGUGAUGCUUUUCGUUCAUGUCAAUCUAGAGUAUCAAACAAUCAAUCAUAUAAGGGAGUUCUCUGUCAAAAAAAUUUUUUAAAUGCAGGAGUUUGUCCAGGGUGUGAAUAUUGUGUAAUGGUUUGGUGCUUUGUGCAUGGUGCAUGUCAUUUCUAAAAAUUUAAUAAAAUAAUUUAAUGAUG